Ziziphus jujuba (common jujube) is the source of this 1902-nucleotide messenger RNA. RefSeq names its product guanylate kinase 2. Gene Ontology annotation, cellular component: cytosol. Gene Ontology annotation, molecular function: protein binding; GMP kinase activity. NCBI's taxonomy places the organism in Eukaryota, Viridiplantae, Streptophyta, Magnoliopsida, Rosales, Rhamnaceae. Bases 396 to 1604 code for a protein of 402 amino acids. The record is from RefSeq and is a predicted model, not a curated record. The transcript has 11 exons. Gene Ontology annotation, biological process: purine nucleotide metabolic process.
UUGUUCCGUGAAUUGAAUGCGACCAAGAAACCCACUCUUUCUCUCUCUCUCUAAGAUUGUUCUCUCUCUCAUUCUCUCUUUCCUACAAAUAUGAGAAUGCUUCUCAAAUUUUCUUCCAACUUCUUCUACAACCCUUGUGAUUUUUUCCUUCCUAAGUUUGUUCUUCUUUGAUUCUAUACCUUUUAAAGAAAACAGGUUGAAAAAUAGAACCCAAGAACAAAACUGGGCUUCUCAAUCCUUUCUUUGUCCCUUUGAUUAAUACCCUCAGCUCCACCCAAAUAUAUAUAUAUAUAUAUAUUUAUAUAUAAUUGAAAAAAAAAAAAGCUUAUUUUUUCUCCUGUAACAACUGCCACCUUCAAAAGGGUGAAUCUAGAAUCGCAAGAGCAAAUAUAUCCAUGGGAGAAGCGCCGGCUUUUUUGGCUGAUGAGCUGCAGAAGGGAUUUCCAAAUGGGUUGGAUUUGAAAUCAAACGGCUGUGAAACAUCCAUCGUCAUCGGCCAGAAAACAUACGUGAUUGGUGAAACCUCUGAUGAGUCAACAUUAUCAAUUGGAGUUCAAAUUUUUGACCAAUGUAGUGGUGAAUGGGUAUAUCCUACUGUUUUGGGGACAAAACCCAAGCCAAGCAAAGGCCAUUCAGCAGUAGUUCUAAAUGAAGAGAGAAUAUUGAUUAUUAAGAAGGGUUCCAAUUCAGAUGAUUGUGCUUGGUUUCUUGAGGUGGAUACUCAAUAUGUUAGGCAGCAAAGAAAGAUUUUGGGUACUGAGGUUGUUGCUUGGAGCAAGGGUGUUAGUGGUAAUGCUGAGAAGCCAGUAGUUAUAAGUGGUCCCUCUGGAGUAGGUAAGGGUACAUUGAUCUCCAUGCUCAUGAAAGAAUUCCCAACCAUGUUUGGGUUCUCUGUGAGUCACACAACCCGUGCUCCGAGGGGCAUGGAAAAUGAUGGGGUCCAUUAUCAUUUCACCGAGCGCAGUGUAAUGGAGAAAGAGAUCAAAGAUGGAAAAUUCCUUGAAUUUGCUUCUGUCCAUGGUAAUCUUUAUGGUACCAGUGUUGAAGCAGUUGAAGUGGUUGCUGACGAAGGGAAGAGAUGCAUUCUAGACAUUGAUGUUCAAGGGGCAAGGUCAGUGAGGGCUAGUUCAAUUGAGGCUGUAUUUAUCUUUGUAAGCCCGCCCUCAAUGGCAGAGCUUGAGAAGCGCCUUCGUGCAAGGGGAACCGAGACAGAGGAACAGAUCCUAAAGCGACUCCGAAACUCUAAGGCAGAAAUUGAGCAAGGGCGGUCAUCAGGCAUCUUUGAUCAUUUCUUGUUUAAUGAUAAUCUUGAAGAGUGUUAUGCUAGUCUGAAGAAACUCUUAGGACUUGAUGAAACUGUCUAUACUUUCCCUGAAUCAACACCUAAAACGGUUGAUCUCCCCACAUUUCGUUCGAUAUCCAAAAUUGGUAACAAAGUCAUCAUAAACUGCAGAACUCCUGAUCUUGAAAAAGUAUCAAAGAACUUGAUUGCGCUAGAUGUAUCGUCGAUCAAAGGAGGUGCACCGGGGCGGACAAGAGGUCUUGACAUUUAUACCAUGGACUCAUUAUUGGAUGGCCUGGAUGCGAACAAUCAACUUAGCUGACAUUUACAACCCACAAGAUGACUAAAUUUGAUUUUCUUUCUCAUUUUCGAAUUUUCUUUGAAUCUUUCUCUCAAUUUAAUUUCAAAGAAGAGAACAGUGAUGAAUCUCUAAGAUGGGACAAUAUGAGAUUAUCACAUAAAUUGCAAUUUUUUUUUUUUCCCUUCCCCAGUUUUCCAUUCUUUGCCCGUUUACAUAUUAUAUGACUGGAGCAUAAUGUUCAAACGAUUAUUUUGUCCACAUUGGCGAUCAGAGAUGAUUUAAAUUUCACGCGGCAAUGAAAAAGUAGUUCGGUUUCAAA